Paramacrobiotus metropolitanus is the source of this 2850-nucleotide messenger RNA. RefSeq lists its product as uncharacterized. The record is from RefSeq and is a predicted model, not a curated record. The coding region runs from base 568 to 1323 and encodes 251 amino acids. Gene Ontology annotation, molecular function: endopeptidase inhibitor activity. NCBI's taxonomy places the organism in Eukaryota, Metazoa, Tardigrada, Eutardigrada, Parachela, Macrobiotidae. The transcript is spliced from 8 exons.
AUCUCGAGAAUCUCGUGUACAUAUGUACAUGUCGUAAGUACACUCGUACAUCACAGAAACAAAACAAUAAGCACGUACGUACAGUGCUAUUCGUGUACAGUGUCAAUGGUCAAUGGUCUUAAGCGGUUCCGGUUUCCACAGCUUUUCUCGGUUCAUCAUGUUGUUCAUUUAUCAACCUUAACCGGUUUUUAGGGUGACUAAGAUGUGCUAAACUGCUAAUGCACAGAGACGGAAGAGUAACGCUAAACACGUACCGGAUGUCAUACCGGAAGUUGAAUGCGCCUUUUACUGCUAGACUUCAAUCAGAAAGAAUCAGAAAGAAUUUUUCCGAGUCAGCGUUUAUAAGGCGGCUGCAGAGCGUUCAAUCUGUUAGAGAAUGGCAGCCGCAAAUCUGUGCUGUUUAUCUGAGUUGAGAGCAAUGCUUGGGUUUAUAGUUCUGAUUGCUCUUGGCGCCGGUUGCGUGGACGGACUCGACUACGUCAUCCUGGGAUUGGGCGGCGUUAAACCCGGCAGCGCGUUUCCCGUCUCUAUUUGGUUUAUCAUGCCACAUCGAAUGUUAAGAUUGACAUGGCCCUAGUCGGACAACGACGCAUCGACCAGUUGGUGUUUUCCUCGUCGGCCUUUAUCCAGCCUGAACGUGUUACCAGACUUGAAAUUCAUGUGGGUGAUCUAUCCAGUUUGACAGCCGAUAAUAUGGCGCUAUACAUUACCGGAGCUGACUCUUCGGCUGCUUUUUCCGCCGCAUAUCCAGGAAUUUUCUGGAACAAUGCAAUGUGGAAAUGGGAAGACGACCGGCAGGCACUGUUUCCGCAAAUUCUCAUCCAGACCGAGCAGCCGCAAUACCAUGCAAAAGACACAGUAGGCUUCCACGUCGUAUCCACGAGAAGGGCGGUAGAUCGGCUACAGCCGAUAAUUGUGCCGUUCAACGUCCAGAUUGUGGAUCCGCUAGAAAACGUGGUUAAAGAGUUUAGCAACCCUAACGGCUCCGAAGUUACUGGUUAUUUUGCCGGCGAGAUGGCGUUAUCCACGGAUCCACUUUUGGGCAAGUGGACGGUUCGCGUAGUAAAUGCAUCCGUUGGUGAAUAUCCAGCUCCGGAAACGAAUACACCAACACGAUUUGCCCGUUGUAUCUUCGGAUGCUUGUCCCCUUACAACAUGGGUCCCGUUCUGGCCAGCAGACAGUUCUCGGUUUCUGAAUCCAUUACACCGCGAUUCGAAGUCAGGAUCAUUAACGCUAAGGAAAAUAUCGUUCCAUCGGUGGAUGACGAAAUCUGUUUCAAUGUGUCCGCAAACUACAAAUGCCCCCAUUCCCGCGGAACGUGAUGGAUUCCUCUCCCAACUGACGGAGAUGGACGCCUCCCCGCGCCGGAUGCCUCCCAAACUGGACGGAGAUGCCGCGGAGCGAGAAACGCCUCCUGCGAUGCCGUGGAGCGAGAAUUGCCUCCUGCGAUGCCGACGGCGAACGCGACCCGGACCAGCGGGAAACCAGAACGGAUACACCGCCAACAGCAGCACCAACUCCGAUCCCAACGGCACGGAUCGACCACCAGCAUCACGCCGAAGAAUUCCCCCACCAUAACACUGCCCGAACUUCCUGGGACGGCGACCUCCCCCCGGACGGAGCAGUGGAUUUCACCGCGGAUUUGCGUGCGUGUCACUUCGUGACCGAAACAUUUCAUGACCAAGUCGGAACUUCUAUUCCGCACUUAAAGAAAAGUUAAGUUUUGUAGAUGUUAAGUUUUGUAGAUGAUGUCGACAAGCUCCGACAAGAGCAACUACAUGUGGAGUGACUCGAUCUUUGCACUUGGUUCGCGCGUUACGGCCACUGUGCCCAUUAGUGAAUCCGUCCCGGGAUUAUCAUACAAGGCAAUCAAACGUUGGAGAUUGUUUCGUUUAUGUAGAACAAAAUUAACGCUUUAAUAUUCUACGUUGAGGUUGGCCAUAUGACCUUGGGGCAGAUUUUCCUCGAGUUAAAUUUUACCGGUGAAUGAGUACUAUGCAGGUAUCCGGGUACUCCGGCGCAGAUAUCCUGUUGAGACCCAAAACGCAAUCCGCCUCUGCAUUCAAAUAUUUCUUGCUGUUUGCAAAUAAGUAGUUCAUAUGCAGAUAGUCUGAGAUAAAGCAGCAUAACGUCAAAAACGGCAAGCCAAGCACAAUGCAACGCGAUCAUAUCCUUAUUAUUGCUGCUGAUAAUUACUGCGAUAUAGGCAAAAGUAAAAAAUAAAUUACGACGAAAAAGAUAUCGGGAGACGGCUAAGCGAUCACAGUUAAUGUUUACUUGAUCCUGUGGCUGGUUUAGAUGAUCAUCAAGAAGCUACAGGUAUGUGAAAAGGGUCUUUACUCUUUAUACAACGUGGUUGCCAAAAAAAUAGCACAACUGUAAUUUUUUUAUCUAAAUUGCUUUUGUGGUAUGGAUGGUUUAUGUCGGCGUUCAUAUCGGUUUAUAUGCGACAUUAAUACGCCACAAUUCUUAGCGUAUAAUAAUGCACGAUUUCAACAAAAAGAUUAAUAUUGGUUUUUUUACGUGUUUUAUAUAAAUUUCUGAAAUUUGCAGCGGCUAAAACGGAUAAUUUUGUCUAGGGUUUGUCUGCUCAACGAUUAGACUAAAUUAAACCAAACUACGAAUUCAAAAUGUUGCUGUCGGUCAUGAAGUGUUACGGUUGUGAAAAGUUCUGGUCAUGAAAUGUUGUGGUUGCGAAAUGUUGUGGUCAUGAAACGUUACGGUUGUGAAAUGUUGCGGUCAUGAAAUGUUACGGUCAUGAAAUGUACGUUGUGAAACGUUACGUUGUGAAAUGUCGAGUUAUGAAAUGUCGUGUAACGGAUAGGUCACCCACAAAUGUAAGUCACGCA